Durio zibethinus is the source of this 1473-nucleotide messenger RNA. RefSeq lists its product as uncharacterized. Lineage: Eukaryota; Viridiplantae; Streptophyta; Magnoliopsida; Malvales; Malvaceae. The record is from RefSeq and is a predicted model, not a curated record.
UCGUUGCCGGUAGCUUCCAGCAUAUUCUUUGUAGCCUUAACAAAAUAAAAAAAGGCGCAACAGUGGCAUAUUCGUUGAAACAAACAAAACCCAUGUUCUUUCUCCACCGCACGCUUCUAUCUCCUAUAAAACAUCGUCACCCACUCGUUUCUUCAACCUUCUUUCUUCUUUCCCGUUUCCUCUGUUUUUCUUGUUUUCUCUCUCUCAAAUGCUGACUGAUAAAAUUAAAGCUGAUAAAAACCAGCGUUUUUAAUGGGCUCUGUCACUAUAAAACCAAUAUCAAACACUUUCUGUUUCAAUCCCCACUUCUCUUUCCUCAAACUCAAAGCAUCCUCUGUUUCUUUGUCCUUCAAAUCUCCUUCUCAUCCCAUAAACCCAACUCCCGUAUGUAAAAAUCGAAGCUUUACUUUGAAUCCCAUAUUGGUUAUAGUUCCAGUGUUAAACAGCAUCAAAGGCUUAGCCUUCGCACAUUCUGAGAAAUGGGUUUCACGUUUGGACGAUUACACCACAGAAUCUGAGAAAAUUUUGGAUCAAUACAAUGGGAAUUGCUUACAAAAUGGAGGUUUUGGGGUGGCUUUGUUAAGUGUAACGACGAGUGCUAAGGUUCGAAUCAGUCCAUUUGUGGCAACAUUGGCGGCGAACCCAACGUUUGUUUCCGGUUUGCUAGCAUGGUUUACUGCUCAAUCGAUGAAGAUGGUUUUGAAUUUCUUUAUAGAAAGGAAAUGGGACUUUAGGAUAUUGUUUGCUUCUGGAGGGAUGCCUUCUUCACACUCUGCUUUGUGUACUGCUUUGACAACAUCAGUGGCGAUUUGUCAUGGAAUAGCUGACUCUUUGUUUCCUGUUUGUCUGUGGUUUAGUUUGAUUGUUAUGUACGAUGCCAUUGGAGUUAGAAGGCAUGCUGGGAUGCAAGCUGCGGUUCUUAAUAUGAUUGUUGAGGACCUAUUUCAAGGGCAUCCUAUCUGUGAAAGAAAACUCAAGGAGCUUCUUGGCCACACUCCAUCGCAGGUCCUUGCUGGAGCUAUGCUUGGAAUUGUGGUAGCUUGUAUAUGCUGUCAAGGUUGCUUGGUUGCAACCUAGAACUGCUUCUGCAGGCAAGUUUUGAUCAGAUCGUUUUGGCAGUGUUUUGCUUGUUUAAAAUACUCUGGCUCGAUUGUAUGUCCUGCUGAUUUUACUGUACUCUAAUCAUCAAUAAUCAAAACAUGAAGAUGCGGCAUUUUCGUUCCCAUCUCAGUAGCUUUCCUACUUGUAACACCACUUGUACAGAUAGCCACGUCAUCAUCCAUGAGGUAUAAAAGGGUUAGGAGAAAGGCAGACUAUCUUCUCUCUACUGCACUCUUUCUUUCAUCCUUAACAUGCAUAGUCUUUCCCUAAGAUACUCCACUGACGUGAGCGUUAAAACAUGUUUUGAAACCCUAAAUCUGGUGCCCCUGACCUUCUUCUCUCUAGCAGGUCCGACAGGCUCACCUAUUAAGC